UCCAAAGAUUGAGUUAAGCGAAAAGAAAAAUCGAAAAAUAAGCGCAUAUUGCAAAACAAAGAAAAAAAUGACACAAUUUGACCUCCAACCCCGUACCUUGUGGCGGUCGACCCGACGAGUGCGUGCGGCCUGUUUUUCUCACCAGGUCAGGGUCAAAGUGGGUCAACCCACAGGUCGACCCGCGGGUUGGCAACCUUGAUCUGCACCAAAUAAUCAAAAUUAUUAUUAUCAUUUUUCUCCCUCUUUUGUUUUUGUUGUCUUUCCACUCCCAGUCGUGUCCUCCCCCAGAUACCAAUUUUCCCAGCAAACAAACACCACUUGCAAUUCCCCCCCAGCGCCGGAUGCUCCCAUUCCGAGUCCCGACUUUUCGUUAAAUGAUAAUUUUAACAAAUUGUUUGAGAAUUCUGCCCAUUUUGGUGGCCACCCCACAACCACAACCACAACAACACACACUUGCGCUGUUCUUCUCCUUCACUGGGAUUGGACCGAUUCAGCCUUGUUUUAAACUAGUAUAUCACAUCCGUUAAUUUAUAUUUUAAACUCUGCACCAGGCAGGAGAGCUCCCCUUUCCGUAUUUGUUAUAUAGAGGUUUUAUUAGUUCCCUUCCUUUCCCAUAUCUUCGGCGCAGCACCGUAAGAUUUUGAAGAAAUCCCAGUUCUGAUUUUGUUUGUUUUCCCAUACCCUUCCUCCUUCUUCGCCCUCCGGCCGCCUCGCUAGGUCUUCUGUUUCUGUGUUUUCCCGCAGACCACAAGGUGAGUGUUUAUGGGUUUUUCAUUCAAUUUCCCGUUGAGGGUAAGCAUGCCCUGGAUUUGGGUUGGUCAAAGGUUGCUUCUUUUGCCCUGUAUUCGUGUAGGAUCCUACCUACUGUUAAGAGUUCCUGAUGGGUUAGGGAUUGGCAAUGUUUGGGGAUAGGUAAAAAAAUUUUAUGGACGAUGAUGGAAUUUGAUGGCGUUGUAUUGUGUGUGAAUCUGUAUGGCGUUUGCUCAUCUUGAUCCUUCACAAAAUAUAACUGGUUGCAACGAUUCAAGUCGAUUUCAAGCGCUUGAUGUUCUUUUAAAUACUGAACUUGUCCUCCAGAGAAUUAUUCUUAACAUCUUUUGGUUGGUUUGAACCGUGAACUAGACCAUGUUGGACAAAGAGUUUUUCACCGAGUAUAGCGAGGCAAGCCAGUACGAUAUUCAAGAAGUGGUUGGGAAAGGAAGCUAUGGGGUUGUUGCAUCGGCUAUAGAUACUCACACUGGGGAGAAGGUGGCCAUUAAGAAGAUGAACAACGUUUUCGAGCAUGUCUCUGAUGCCACACGCAUCUUGAGAGAGAUCAAGCUCCUUCGCUUGCUUCGCCACCCCGAUAUUGUGGAGAUCAAGCACAUAAUGCUUCCUCCAUCCCCAAGGGAGUUCAAGGAUAUCUAUGUGGUCUUUGAGUUGAUGGAAUCUGAUCUCCAUCAGGUAAUUAAGUUGAACAACGAUUUGACUCCUGAUCAUCACCAAUUCUUCUUGUACCAGCUUCUUCGAGGUCUAAAGUAUAUACAUUCAGCUCACGUCUUUCACCGAGACCUGAAGCCGAAAAAUAUUCUGGCCAAUGCCGACUGCAAACUGAAACUUUGUGACUUUGGGCUUGCUCGUGUGUCAUUUAGUAAUGCCCCUUCCGCUAUCUUUUGGACAGAUUAUGUGGCAACCCGAUGGUAUCGUGCCCCGGAAUUGUGCGGCUGCUUUUCUUCCAAGUACACGCCUGCAAUUGAUAUUUGGAGCAUAGGAUGCAUAUUUGCAGAGUUGGUAACAGGCAAGCCCUUGUUUCCUGGGAAAAAUGUGGUCCAUCAAUUGGAUCUCAUCACUGAUUUGCUUGGCACUCCCUCUCCCGCUACCAUUUCACGGAUCGGGAAUGAAAAAGCUAGGAAGUAUCUGACGGGCAUGAGCAAAAAGCAACCAAUUCCAUUCACCAAAUAUUUCCCUGGGAAAGAUGCAGGGGCUCUUCGCUUACUGGAGCGCAUGCUAGCGUUUGACCCUAAAGAUCGCCCAUCUGCUGAAGAGGCACUGGCUGAUCCAUACUUCUAUGGCCUGGCAAAUUUGGAGAAUGAACCAACUAGGGCACCCAUUUCAAAACUGGAGUUUGAGUUUGAAAGGAGAAGACUGACACGAGAUGAUGUAAGAGAGUUAAUCUACAGAGAGAUCUUGGAGUACCAUCCUGAAAUGCUAAAUGAGUAUCUCCGGGGCAUAGACCAGACUCACUUCGUGUAUCCUAGCGGAGUUGACUGGUGCAAGGAACAAUUUGCUUGUUUGGAAGAUGAAAAUGGCGAUGUAAUUGAAAGAACCAGCCCAGUACACAGGAAACAUGCCACCUCUUUGCCAAGAGAAAGGGUGUGCACCAUUGAUGACCAUGAUGAUCCCAAGAAGGGGGGCUGCGACUGUUGUCAUGGUGGCGGGGAUAAUGCAAGGCCGAACUCCAGUAAAACUGCCUCUCCUCCAGCGACUGUACAGCGCCAGAGCCCUCGUGCACCACCAGCAGAGGAAUCGACGCCGCUGCUGCCUUCUGCUAACAAAAAGAGCAGCACAUUAACCAAGAAGAGCAGCAGUGGGAAUCCCAUUACACCGACUUGCAGCAGUGGACGCAGCCUGCUGAAAAGCGACAGCAUUUGUGCGUCCAUGUGUGUUGGUGUCGUUGGAAAUGAUCUGCAGGUUCAUGCUCGGUGAAUUUGAGAGAUGGACGGUGGUGGUGGUGCUGUUUCAUUUGGUCUUUGGAACGCGGGUCGUGAAUUCCUGCUGUUUUUACUGCUUGAUGAUGAUGAUGAUGACGAUAAGGGUACUGACGUUUGCGUGUAAUUCUGGGUACAUUGUGAUAUCUGUUUUGUACUGACCAGCAACCGUUCUGCUGUAAUCUUGUUCUUCGAUUUGGAAAUAUUUGCAUUAUGGCCAACGGUGCAAGAAGGGGAAAAACGAAAAAACUCCUCUCCGGAGCUAUUUGUUCUUGUUUUUUUUCUUACGGUUAUUCUUGUUUAUUUAUUUGCUAAAGGCAGCUUUAAUUUUACAAUUAUCGUCCUUAGCAUCCUAACGAAAACCUCAACAGUCUACACCCACCAAAUUUUGCCCAGUCAAAAUUGGGAUUUUAAGUUCAUAUUAUAUUAGAAUGGAAUAUUAAGUAAAAUCGAAAAUUUGUA
Linum trigynum is the source of this 3149-nucleotide messenger RNA. The record is from the annotation of a GenBank genome assembly. NCBI's taxonomy places the organism in Eukaryota, Viridiplantae, Streptophyta, Magnoliopsida, Malpighiales, Linaceae.